AUGUUGGGAGAAUUCUUCAUAGGCAGACACAAAUGGGAAAACAAAGAAGAAACUCCAUUGCCAAAUACCGUACCAGAAGUGGAUGAAGUAGGUGCAACAUCAGCACCAUUACUAUCAGCAUCAUAUUACAUCGGAGACAGAUGUAAACCAUAUAAUGACGAUUUCAUGUUAUGUAAAGAUGAACACAAUGGAGGAACUAUAGAUUGUUUGAAAGAAGGAAGACGUGUGACUAGAUGUGCUAUUUCAGUAUUGAAAGAUUUAAACAAAUACUGUUUUGAUGAAUUCAAAUUGCAUUAUGAAUGUUUGGAACAAAAUAACCAAUAUUUCAGUCGUUGUCGUGCCAGUGAGGGAGUUUUAAGUAAGUGUGUUUUUGACAAUUUGAAAUUGGUCAAGAAAAUUCCAGGUGUCGAAGAACAAAUACAAGAUAAAAAGAGGCCAAUUUAUGGGGCUGAUUCAAAAGAUGUUAGACAAACUAAGGAGUUUUUAAAGAAGAAUGAAGCUACUGCUGCUGCUGCUGCUGCUGCUCCUGCUGCUGCUCCUGCUCCAAGCAGUAGUUAG
Lodderomyces orthopsilosis Co 90-125 is the source of this 558-nucleotide messenger RNA. RefSeq lists its product as uncharacterized. The record is from RefSeq and is a predicted model, not a curated record. The transcript has a single exon. Gene Ontology annotation, biological process: mitochondrial electron transport, NADH to ubiquinone. Bases 1 to 558 code for a protein of 185 amino acids. NCBI's taxonomy places the organism in Eukaryota, Fungi, Ascomycota, Pichiomycetes, Serinales, Debaryomycetaceae.